GUGGAAACGCUCUUUAAUUCAACUCUUGUUGUAGGUGGUCGCGACCAAGAAUCGACUGGAUUCGCUUGGUGGGCGGGUAACGCUCGACUUAUUAACCUUUCUGGUAAACUUUUAGGUGCACACGUUGCACACGCAGGUCUUAUUGUGUUCUGGGCUGGGGCUAUGAACCUUUUCGAAGUGGCUCACUUCGUACCUGAGAAACCAAUGUAUGAGCAAGGAUUAAUCCUUCUCCCACACUUAGCUGCUCUCGGUUAUGGUGUUGGACCUGGUGGUGAAGUUCUUGAUACAUUUCCAUACUUUGUAUCUGGUGUUCUUCACCUCAUUUCAUCUGCUGUUUUAGGUUUUGGUGGUGUUUAUCACUCACUUAUUGGACCUGAGACUCUUGAAGAGUCAUACCCAUUCUUCGGGUACCUCUGGAAAGACAAGAACAAAAUGACAACAAUUUUAGGAAUUCACCUUGUACUUCUUGGAAUUGGUGCUUGGCUUCUUGUUUGGAAAGCUAUGUACUUUGGUGGAGUUUAUGAUACAUGGGCACCUGGUGGUGGUGAUGUACGUGUAAUUAGCUACCCAACUUACGACCCUUCAGUUAUUUUCGGAUACUUACUUAAGUCACCUUUCGGUGGUGAUGGUUGGAUUAUCUCUGUAGAUAACAUGGAAGAUGUAAUUGGUGGUCACAUUUGGAUUGGAACUACUUUAAUUAUUGGUGGUUUCUUCCACAUCUUCACUAAGCCAUUCGCAUGGGCACGUCGUGCUUUCGUAUGGUCUGGAGAAGCAUACCUUUCAUACAGUCUUGCAUCUGUGUCACUUAUGGCAUUUAUCGCAGCUGUAUUUGUAUGGUUUAACAACACUGUUUACCCUUCUGAAUUCUUUGGACCGACUGGACCAGAAGCUUCGCAAGCACAAGCAUUUACUUUCCUUGUUCGUGACCAACGUUUAGGAGCAAAUAUUGCUUCUGCACAGGGACCAACUGGAUUAGGUAAGUACCUUAUGCGUUCGCCAACUGGAGAGAUUAUCUUUGGUGGUGAAACUAUGCGUUUCUGGGAUAUGCGUGCUCCAUGGGUGGAGCCACUUCGUGGACCAAACGGGCUUGAUUUAUCUAAGCUUAAAAACGAUAUUCAGCCUUGGCAAGAGCGUCGUUCAGCUGAGUACAUGACUCACGCGCCUUUAGGAUCACUUAACUCUGUAGGUGGUGUAGCAACUGAAAUUAACUCAACUAACUUCGUAAACCCACGUAGUUGGCUUGCAACAUCACACUACGUUUUAGGAUUCUUCUUCUUUGUAGGGCACCUUUGGCACGCUGGUCGUGCACGUGCGGCUGCUGCUGGUUUCGAAAAAGGAAUUGAUCGUGACACAGAGCCAGUACUUUCAAUGCGUCCGCUUGACUAA
Molecule: messenger RNA, 1386 nt
Organism: Ostreococcus tauri
Lineage: Eukaryota; Viridiplantae; Chlorophyta; Mamiellophyceae; Mamiellales; Bathycoccaceae
Source: the annotation of a RefSeq genome assembly